ACGCGAUUCCAAGAGCUGGAGCCUCUAGGUGCGCAGAUUGUAUUCUCCGCUUGAGAAGCAUGAGUGGUGAAUAUAAAGUGUCCCUCCUUUUCGGGUUGGUUUUCCUGGCGCUGUGCGUCGCCCCCAGUUUCCAAGAGGAAUAUGGCGACUACGAGCGAGACGCGGAGGAUGAGUGGUCUCUCCAGGCUAAGGACAACAUCCUGGAGGACGACGAUCAAAGAGCCAAAGCUCAGGAACAGCCGGAGGUAAAUCCGGAAAAGCCCCUCGAGGUUCCCGGAUCAUCCUCGGAGCCGGAGAAAUUUGCCGACCCCCCAAAACCAGGCGCCCAGGAACCCAAACCCACCGAAGAGCUAUCCAAAACGCCUGAAAAACCUGAAGCCGGGAAGAUAGAGAAACCGGAGAAACCUGAGGACGAGAAGAACAAACUGGAGAAACCUGAGGACGAGAAGAAUAAACCGGAGAAACCUGAGGACGAGAAGAAUAAGCCGGAGAAACCUGAGGACGAGAAGAAUAAACCGGAGAAACCUGAGGACGAGAAGAAUAAACUGGAGAAACCUGAGGACGAGAAGAAUAAACCGGAGAAACCUGAGGACGAGAAAAAUAAUCCGGAAAAUCCUGAGAAUGAACUUGAGGACGCAGACAGUGAUAAUGCAGUUCUACCCCCAGGUCUUGGUCUGUGUCCUUUCUUGCGAGUUUUGGAGCACAUGAUGGACGCGCUUGGGCUACUUUGCAGAUCCCACAGACAAAUGAUGAUGGGGAAUCCAAUGAUGAUGAAUUUCCCGCCUAUGAUGUCGCGCCUCCCAGAGCACCGUAGUACAUUGUUUAUUUUCGGGCCCAUGCCUAGAUCCGGACUCACUCGCAUAAUCAUGCCUUUGCCAAUGUUAUCAUCGCCACAGCCCCCUACCCCGCCCGACUACCCCCAUCACCGUGUGAAGCGAUACUAUUGAAACAAAAUUAAUACUGACUCCCUCAGAUCUUACAAAUACUCUUCUGGUAUUCACGACUCUUGCAAUCUUGUUGAAUGAUGAUUAUUAUUUCAAGUAAAUGCUGUUAUGAUCAAUCAUUUAA
Messenger RNA from Bemisia tabaci, 1068 nucleotides. RefSeq lists its product as uncharacterized. The record is from RefSeq and is a predicted model, not a curated record. Lineage: Eukaryota; Metazoa; Arthropoda; Insecta; Hemiptera; Aleyrodidae.